CGGGCGGGGACGGCGCAGCCACUGGCCGGGGACCCGGGCGGCGGUCGGCGGGCGGCGCGGGGAGCUGAGAUGCGCCGCGGGCUCCGGGGCGCCUGCGGGGGGACGAGCUAGCCGAGCCGCGGCGCGGGCGGCAGAGGAGCCCGGUCGGCCCGGGCGAGCGAGGGCGGCGGCGCAGGCAGAGCGGCGGCCCCCGCGGCCCGACCCCCGGCGCCGUGCGCCCACCAUGGCCGCCCAGGGCGAGCCCGGCUACCUGGCGGCGCACUCGGACCCGGGCUCCAACAGCGAGCGCAGCACCGACUCGCCCGUGCCCACGGGCUCCGAGGACGACCUGGCGGCCGGGGCUUCGAUGCACAGCCCCGAGUGGAGCGAGGAGCGCUUCCGCGUGGACAGGAAGAAACUCGAGGCCAUGCUACAAGCUGCUGCUGAAGGCAAAGGCAAAAGUGGGGAAGACUUUUUUCAAAAGAUCAUGGAAGAAACAAAUACACAGAUUGCUUGGCCAUCAAAACUGAAGAUUGGAGCCAAAUCCAAGAAAGAUCCCCAUAUUAAGGUUUCUGGAAAGAAAGAAGACGUUAAGGAAGCCAAGGAGAUGAUCAUGUCUGUCUUAGACACAAAAAGCAACCGAGUUACCUUGAAGAUGGAUGUUUCAUAUACAGAACAUUCUCAUGUCAUUGGCAAAGGUGGCAAUAAUAUCAAAAAAGUGAUGGAAGAAACAGGAUGUCACAUCCACUUUCCUGACUCCAACAGGAAUAACCAAGCAGAAAAAAGCAACCAGGUGUCAAUUGCAGGACAACCAGCAGGAGUAGAAUCUGCCAGGGUUAGAAUCCGGGAGCUUCUUCCUUUGGCGCUGAUGUUCGAGCUACCAAUCGCUGGAAUUCUUCAACCUGUUCCUGACGCCAAUUCCCCCUCUAUUCAGCACGUAUCACAAACGUACAAUAUUUCAGUGUCAUUCAAACAGCGUCCCAGAAUGUAUGGUGCUACCGUCAUAGUACGAGGAUCCCAGAAUAACACUAGUGCUGUGAAGGAAGGAACCGCUCUGCUGUUGGAGCAUCUGGCCGGGAGCUUGGCAUCAGCCGUACCUGUGAGCACACAGCUGGACAUUGCGACCCAGCAUCAUCUCUUUAUGAUGGGUCGGAAUGGAAGCAACAUCAAACAUAUCAUGCAGAGAACAGGUGCUCAGAUCCAUUUCCCUGACCCCAGUAAUCCACAAAAGAAAUCGACUGUCUACCUCCAGGGCACCAUUGAGUCCGUCUGUCUUGCAAGGCAAUAUCUCAUGGGUUGUCUGCCUCUUGUGUUGAUGUUUGAUAUGAAAGAAGAAAUUGAGGUCGACCCACAAUUCAUUGCUCAGUUGAUGGAACAGCUUGACGUCUUCAUCAGUAUUAAACCAAAGCCAAAACAGCCAAGCAAGUCUGUGAUUGUGAAAAGUGUUGAGCGAAAUGCCUUAAAUAUGUAUGAAGCAAGAAAAUGUCUCCUUGGACUUGAAAGCAGUGGGGUUACCAUAGCAACCACUCUGUCCCCAGCAUCCUGCCCUGCCGGCCUGUCAUGUCCCAGCCUGGAUAUCUUAGCUUCAGCAGGCCUUGGACUCACUGGACUAGGUCUUUUGGGACCCACCGCCUUAUCUCUGAACACUUCAACAACCCCAAACUCACUCUUGAAUGCUCUGAAUAGCUCAGUCAGUCCUUUGCAAAGUCCAAGCUCUGGAACCCCCAGCCCCACAUUAUGGGCACCCCCACUCGCUAAUCCCUCAACUCCUACAGGUUUUUCUGCUAUCCCACACCUUAUGAUUCCAUCUGCUGCCCAGGCUACACUGACCAAUAUUUUACUGUCGGGAGUACCCACAUACCAGCACACAGCUCCGUCUCCCCCUCCUGGCUUGACUCCUGUUGAUGUCCAUCUCAAAAGCAUCCAGGCAGAAGGCAAAAAAAUCUCUGCUUCUUUAAAUGGACAUUCACAGUCUCCAAAUAUAAAAUAUGGUGCAAUAUCCACUUCAUCACUUGGGGAGAAAGUGCUGAGUGUGAAUCACGUUGAUCCAUCUAGACAGACAACUGGAUCUGAGCAGUCAUCUUCCAAAUCGAAUCGAGCAGAAGGUUGUAAUGACGCUUUCGUUGAAGUUGGCAUGCCUCGAAGUCCUUCCCAUUCUGGCAGUGCUGGUGACCUGAAACAGCUGAUGGGUCACGCCAAAGUUGCCUGUGCUAAGAGACAGACGGUAGAAUUGCUACACGGCACAAAAAACUCUCAUUUACACAGCACUGACAGGUUGCUCUCAGAUCCUGAACUGAGCUCUGCCGAAAGCCCUUUGGCUGACAAGAAGGCUCCCGGGAGUGAGCGCGCUGCUGAGAGGGCUGCAGCCGCCCAGCAGAACUCCGAGCGGGCCCGCCUGACCCCACGGCCCUCCUACAUCAACAUACAGGCUUUUGAUUAUGAACAAAAGAAACUAUUAGCAACUAAAGCUAUGUUAAAGAAACCAGUGGUGACUGAGGUCAGGACACCCACAAAUACCUGGAGUGGCCUGGGGUUUUCUAAGUCCAUGCCAGCAGAAACUAUCAAGGAGCUGAGAAGGGCCAAUCAUGUGUCCUAUAAGCCAACCAUGACGACCACUUUUGAGGGUUCAUCCAUCUCUCUCUCAAGAUCCAACAGUCGUGAGCACUUGGGCAGUGGCAGCGAAUCUGAUAACUGGAGAGACCGCAAUGGACUAGGACCUACAAGUCAUACUGAAUUUGCAGCAUCUGUUGGCAGCCCCAAACGUAAACAAAAUAAAUCAACGGAGCACUAUCUCAGCAGUAGCAAUUACAUGGACUGCAUUUCCUCACUGACUGGGAGCAAUGGUUGUAACCUGAACAGCUCCUUCAAAGGUUCUGACCUCCCUGAGCUCUUUAGCAAACUGGGCUUAGGAAAAUACACAGACGUCUUCCAGCAGCAAGAGAUCGAUCUUCAGACGUUCCUCACUCUCACAGACCAGGAUCUGAAGGAGCUGGGGAUUACGACUUUUGGUGCCCGAAGGAAAAUGCUGCUCGCAAUCUCAGAACUAAACAAAAACAGAAGAAAGCUUUUUGAAGCGUCCAAUACACGCACCUCAUUCCUGGAAGGCGGAGCAAGUGGGAGGCUGCCACGUCAGUGUCACUCAGACAUUGCUAGUGCCAGUGGCCGAUGGUAGCAGUACCCUCUGGCACAGAGUCUGCAACUCUGACACAGGAGCUCUGUGAAGAGCCUUCACUGCACACCGUCCUCAGCAAGCUGGGUGUCUGGUAUCAGGACCAAAGCAUCUUAUUCACAUCUGAACUUUGUGCCAAAAAAAAAAAAAAAAAAGGAAAGAAUCUUAAGUCACCACAGAAAAGUGCCACACGUGGAUUUUUUUUUUAAUGGCAAUUGGACGUUGUUUGCAAUAUAAUAGGGCUUUACUUCCUGUUUUUAUUUACUUAUGUUUUAUUUACCUACAUAACAUAUGCACUGAUUUUUUUUUUUUUUUUUACUUAAAAUGAAGGAUGGAUCGACAACUGGGAUGCCAGAAAACAAGGUUAUUUGCUUGUUUGGGUAUUUCUUUUAAACGAUAAUCAAAAUGGAAUUUUCUGGUACUGCUAUAAAAUAGUUAUCGAGGUCUUCCAGCACUUUAUACCUUCUGAUUUCCUGUCCUGUGGAAAUGAGCUCUUUCAUGCCAUCUAAUGUAUUGGUUCAAAUCAGAUCUUGUCACAUUUCUCUCUGACUGUUAAAUUUUUAUUUGAAAUGGUACUGGACUAAAAGUUUUGUGCAGAAUGUUCCGUGAAUUUAGGAAAUGAGACUCCACUUGGUUCUGGACCAGUUUUACUCAUAUAUGUCCGCAUCAUAGAAAUAUUUAAUAGUGAACAGGUGCAAAGAAAGACCAAGUGAACUUUGCAAUAUUAACCCUUUGUAGUCAUCAUAUUUAGCUGCUGCCUCCAUUGCUAAAAUGAUUUUAAUGGUUGUCUUAAGGCAAAGGACUAUUUUUAGUAUGUUGCCACUAAGGACACUUAUUUAUAUCAAACUUUUAUUUUUAGAUAUUAUAAGCAUACAGUACAUAACAUUAAAUUGAUAUCUACUAGAGAUAUAUGGUAGAGAAUGAAUGGCAUUCAAUAACUGGAGUUCUAGAUUGUCACUUUAUUUAAAAAAAAAAAGACAAUCAUCUGACAAGACAGCAUUGUUGCCAUGGGGAAGAUAAAUAAAUUACUGUUCUUACGUUCACUUUAACUGUGCUCCAGAUGGUCACAGGACUUUGCUGAAGUCAUAUCUGUCUGUGUAAAGUAGACUUGUGUUUGUUGCAAAUGGAAAGACUUAAGUCUCAAGGGAGACAGGUGAGUUCUGAAGAAGGAAACAGCUAUUUUCUAAGUGGCCAGACUCAUUGUUACAAUCUUAUACUGUGAAAGUCCAAGAAGUCAGGCAAGAUUGCCUUAGAUCUUUUCAGACAUCUUAUUGUGGAUUUAUAAAGGGUCUUUUCAAUCCAUGUAGAAAAUCACUAAGUGCCUUCCUUCAAAAAAAAACAUUAUUUCCAAAUGUAUUAAUUUGCUGGAAAACUUGCCCAUAGGAGAUGUUGUGAAUUACCUGUACUGUAAUGACUUAUUUAUGUUCAGUAUUCAAGACUUUCUACAUGGACAUGAACCACUGUCAAGUGCUCUCAGCAGAGACAUUAGAUAAGCAUCCAAACCAAACCAACUGGAGAUGUCCAUGGAAAUGCAGGAUCAAAAACAAAUGCCUAACACUUUUCCUGCGCUAGUCUUACCAUUAAAGUGGAAAUAAAAGUUGAGGGUUUUUUGCACACAGAGAAAAAAUUUUCACUUUUGAACAUAGUGGUUAUCUGUAAGGCAUAGAUAGUGGACCUGCCGUAUAAUUAUCACUUAUCAUAGCACUAAGAGUGAUAACUAUUUGUGUAAACUAAGCCUUAUCUGCUUAAGGAUAUAUAACUAAAUUGUUCCCUUAACAAGUUCACUGAGAUUAGUUUGAGUACAUUGAAUGUACAAGUUAGCUUUUGGAGUUCCCUGCUUAAGGCAGAAGUAUGAACACUUCAUACUGCAUUUUCAGCCCAAUUGGUUUCUUGUUUAACAAUUUAGUUUUCUAACUCUAUUGUUUCUUGAAAAGGGAUUGUUUGGAGUUCAUUUGCCAGCUUUCUACCAUGGAUUUUCAGUAUUAAGUUGAUACAAUUUUAUGAACAGUGUUUGAUACUAUGCCAAAGACAACUGUCCCAAUUAAACUAGAUCAAAUAGGGUGGGUAAGAAAAUAAGAACACUGGAAGUUACUUCUCUCACUUUCUCUUGAUGCAAUGAAGGGAAUAUGACACUACAGUGUACAGUGUUAUAUGAUGCACAAAGUAUUUGGAUUAUUUGAAUAAAUGUUAGUUUUUAAUUGAUCUGUGCCUUAAUAGUGAUUGGUUAUCUGUAAAUAUAGAACAGAUACAGAUUGUAUUUUUGUGUGGGUUUUUUGUCCUUUUCGGUGAUUUUUUUUUUAACAAAAUGAGGUAAAAUUAAACACUGAAAAUGGGAAUUUUUUUCUAAUCAAUUGUUAUAAGAAAAAUAAAUUUAUAUAACCCUUUUGUAUUGA
Molecule: messenger RNA, 5541 nt
Organism: Erinaceus europaeus (western European hedgehog)
Lineage: Eukaryota; Metazoa; Chordata; Mammalia; Eulipotyphla; Erinaceidae
Gene: BICC1
Product: BicC family RNA binding protein 1
Exons: 21
Coding region: 224-3151 (975 amino acids)
Cellular component (GO): cytoplasm
Molecular function (GO): protein binding; RNA binding
Source: RefSeq, a predicted model, not a curated record